Molecule: messenger RNA, 330 nt
Organism: Cetraspora pellucida
Lineage: Eukaryota; Fungi; Glomeromycota; Glomeromycetes; Diversisporales; Gigasporaceae
Source: the annotation of a GenBank genome assembly
AUGGCCAAAAUUCACUCUUUUUAUAUUUCUAACCUUAAAAAUAAUCUUCAAUUUUAUGAAAAAGAAUUAUCGGAGAGUGAGUUAUAUGAUAGUGCAUUAGAACUAACAAUUUAUACUAACAUCGAAAAUAAUAAUACAGUUUUAGAUCAAAAUAAUGUUUUAGAAUCAUUUCAAUAUUCAAAUAGUGAUAAAUUAGAAAUUAGAUCAAUGGUUAAUUUGUCAUAUAAAAGUUUUGGUAGGCAAGGUAAUAUAAAAAUGUCUCAUUUGGUAAAACAAGAAAGUGGUAAUAUGGAUUUUGAUCCUAUAGCAAUUGUGAAAAAUGAACUUUGA